This is a messenger RNA of Linderina pennispora, 196 nucleotides long. RefSeq lists its product as uncharacterized. The annotation marks the transcript as partial. Lineage: Eukaryota; Fungi; Kickxellomycota; Kickxellomycetes; Kickxellales; Kickxellaceae. The transcript has 2 exons. The record is from RefSeq and is a predicted model, not a curated record.
UCGAACAACAGUUAUCCUCCGCUGGACGAGAACAAAGUGAGGCGACACUACCGUGGCGAUAUCCAUAGCCCUGCUGUAAUCGUCGAGGACCGCAUACUCGUGGAGGAUAUCCCGGAACAGAAAGCCGAAGACAGUGUGGAGAAUGGUGGCAGGCAAGUCGUUAAAGUGUAGAGCAGACAUCGUAAGGAAAGGCUGG